Messenger RNA from Cephus cinctus (wheat stem sawfly), 2300 nucleotides. Its product is annotated as U6 small nuclear RNA (adenine-(43)-N(6))-methyltransferase. Gene Ontology annotation, biological process: rRNA base methylation. The transcript has 6 exons. Gene Ontology annotation, cellular component: nucleus. Bases 232 to 1860 code for a protein of 542 amino acids. The record is from RefSeq and is a predicted model, not a curated record. Lineage: Eukaryota; Metazoa; Arthropoda; Insecta; Hymenoptera; Cephidae. Gene Ontology annotation, molecular function: 23S rRNA (adenine(1618)-N(6))-methyltransferase activity.
AUCUUUAAAAUUUCACACAUUUUUAAGACGCUUAUGAAUUCCGGAAUGCUUUUGUUAAUUUCUUUUACUCACUACGAUGACAAUGCAAUUCACAGUAUGAUGAUCUGAGUCUGGAAUGUACAAAUCGAUCAUCUGCGUUUAACGUGAAAGAUGAGUUUGGUACACGAAGCACAAUUAAAUAGGCAAAUACAAAUCUUCUUAUCUAAAUAAAAAAAGAGAUUUAACGCUAGGAUGAAUUUACGUAAAUUUAUGCAUCCGAGAAAUAAGUAUAGGGAUAAACCAGAUUUCAAGAAACUCGCUAUUCUCUAUCCGGAGUUUGGCCGAAACGCGAUCACGGAUCUCACUGGCAAAGUGAAGAUCAAUUUUAAGAAUGAAGAAAGUUUACGAGUACUUACAAGGAUAUUAUUGAAACAUGAUUUUGGUUUGGAAGUUGAGAUUCCUAAAGAGAAACUAGUUCCUGCACUUCCACUGCGUCUCAAUUAUAUUCUCUGGAUAGAAGAUUUACUGCGGCAUUUUGGACUCACUGAUAUUUCUUUAGCACAUGGUCUUGACAUUGGAACAGGGGCAGUUUGCAUAUAUCCUCUGUUGCUUGCAAAAAUAUAUGGUUGCAGAAUGAUUGGAACUGAAAUUCAACAAUCUAGUAUUGAAUCUGCCUUAAAGAAUGUGAAAUGCAAUAAUUUACAGGAUCUCAUACAAGUAAUUCCAGUGAGCAAAGAUACGAUUUUGGAGAAUGCUGUUCCUAAGAAUGAAACAUAUUCAUUCUCAAUGUGCAACCCUCCAUUCUUUGAAACUAACGAAGUUUCAGAGAAUAACGGACAGAGACUACCACCAAGAAAUGCACCAACUGGUUGCAAAGACGAAUUAAUAGUCGAGGGUGGUGAACAAAAAUUUGUAUUGAAAAUUAUUGAAGAUAGUAUGAAAAUGGGUGAUCAGAUCAAAAUUUACACCACAAUGCUAGGACGCAAGGCCAGUUUACUAUUUUUAUUAAAUGAAAUGGCAAAGAAAAAUAUCAGCAACGUCGCAUGGACAGAAUUUUGUCAGGGUAAUACAAAAAGAUGGGGCCUGGCAUGGACAUUUCUCUCGCGCGACAUAUUAGAUCUCACAAAAGCACCUGUGAUAAGAUCAAAGCCUGAUGAUACAAAAACAAAACGUUCAACCGAUCGACUUCCAGUGGAUUUAAUAUUUCCAAUUCAAGAUCCAUUCUUCUCGUGCGAUGAUGUAGUGAAAGUUUUAAAAACCUGGAUCAGCGAUUUAAACCAGAUCAAGAUGGAAAGUCUUCACAUAGAAGAGAAUGAGACUAAGAAUUGGGCAUGUCGCCUAACAUGUUACAAAGACACCUGGUCUCACGCCCGAAAAAAACGUCGUAUGGUCAAAGCGCAAGAAACAAAUGCGAAAAAAAUCUGCACAGCCGAAUCCACUGCGCAAACACAACUCAAAACGAGCGACUCAGGUAAAAUAGUCUCUGAAGCGGAUCUACCAAAUAUAACGUCGGACAAAAAUAAUGAUUCCGUAAACGUUAACGAGGAACCUUCGACACUCGUGGAUUCGUCGAGCAAAACAGAAUCCGCAGAUCCUUUGCUUGUCUGCUCUUUACUUCUGACCGAAAUGAAAAACGAAAACGAGGAGUGUAACACAGAAGAGACUAAAAGACUAUGCAUGAGAAUGAUCUACGAGAAAGGACACGGUGGAAAAAAUUCGUUGGAGAUGUUUCGUCAAUAUUUGAUUAACAAACUAAACGUGAGAGAGUACUUGCAGAAACAGGGCUCGAGCAAAGCGAGUAAACGAAAAAAGAAAAAACUGAAGAAGUGCGAACCAGCAUCGCUUGCAUCCAGUGUACAGAAUGACAGUAGUAAUAAAUAAAUAAAAAGGUAAUUCACAAAGUUCCGGGUGUGCCUGAGGCCAUCCUAUUUGCGAACCAUGAGAAAUCCGUACGCUUGCAUUGCAUAUAAAAUGAUUUAUUCUGCAGAAUCGUUCGCCAAGGUAUCCGAUACUUGAUAACAGGUAAUAUAUAAUAUUUAUAUGUAUACAUAUACAUGCAAAUCAGGUGGUUUACUUUAUUCUUUAAACAAUAUUUUACUUAUUGACUAAUAUCUUUUCCUUCUUUGUCAUUAGUAUCGUACAUUCUUCGUUAACAAGUGUAAUUCGGCAAUUCGAAAUUAAACGUGUAAUGUACGUAUCUAACAAGGAGGAUACCCUCACGAGGCUAACAUCCAUUCGUUUUGGCAUGAGCAUUGCACGCGAGAUAAACCAAUGAAAAAAAAAAACAAUUGAGUCAUACAAAUGUUAAUCGGACCACGAGG